AUGAAUGCAACAAGCAUCAUUAAUCGCGAAAAAAGAAAAAGACAGGAGGAAACAAGUCAUGUUAUUAAGAAAAAAUUCAAGCAGUGGAAUAUGUUAAAUUCUUUGGAAGGCAAUAAUCAGAAUGGAAUUGCGUCCACUUCGUUCCGCACGAAGAAGGUACAUAAAAAUGAAUACACACAAGAGGGCGUAGACAAUGUAUCAAGUAACCACUGUGCAAUGUACGAUGAACAGAUUAGCUUGGACAAAGCAACUUCCAGUGGAAUGAGCUCGUACACUCAAGAUGGUAGUGCCCUUCUUCAUGUAUGUAAUAAUCCCGACAUGAGUUGGACCCACCCGAACGAGUCCCAGUUUUAUUUGGAUGUUGCUGUGGGAAAUGGACAGGAAGUUUACCCAGAGCGUGGGAAUCAGGACAAGCAAGGCUUGGAGAAUGGUCGACACGGAAACGGGGUGAAUAAACUGAAGAGAAUCCGGGGAAAAAAACUCACCAGAGGAGAGAUCAAGGGUAAUGGGAAGAAAAAAAAAAAAAAAAGAAGGGAAUACGGACUGGGUGAUAGCGAUAAGGAUCAUAGCGGAAGAGACGGUGGAAGCCGCGAUGAUGAAAUUUGUAGCAGGCGGUACACUAGCAGUCAGAGCAGCGAGAGCAGAUGCUACUGCAGCCCGCCUAGCAGUAGCUGUAGUAGCAGCUGCUGCGGCAACCGAAGUAGCGACUACAGUGAGAGCCAUGGCAGCUACGGCAGCUCAAGCCGCGCCUCCAACCGAGGCAGAAACCACAAACGCAGAAGAGCCAGUGAAGGGAACCAUAAACUUAGCAGCGGCGAUUCCCUAUGGGAAGGACUUCUAAAGAAAGACGUAAUCCUUCUCCUAAUACAAGCCAUAAAAAAUAUGGGCUAUAAAAAAUCAGCCAAAUAUUUGGAGUUAGAAAGUGGUAUCGAAUUGGAGCAACCAAUAGUGAAAGAACUACACAAGAAUGUCCUAGCAGGGAAAUGGAAAAAUGCAGUGCGUAACUUGAAAAGCAUACGUGUACAUAAAAGAAUCAUAAAGGCAAUUUCGUUCCUACUAUAUGAGCAAUGCUUUAUAGAGUACCUAUAUGAAGGGAAGUACUUUGCUGCUCUGAGGUGUCUAAGAAACAAGCUAGCCAAAUUUUGCUUCGAUGAGGAUACCUACAACAGAUUACACGAGUGCACAACAUUUUUUAUGUCCAUGAAUAGUGCCCACUUGACAAAAAAGAGAAAACAAAAUUACCAGACAAAGGUUAAGAAUUCACGUAAAUUACUGUUUGAAAAAAUGAAUCGCUUGUUACCUGAACACAUUAUUCUUCCUCCGAGGAGAUUAGCCAUUUUGUUGCACCAGUCGCUGAAGUACCAGGUGGACAAUUGCUUGUUCCAUAAUAACUUCUCUGAGGCGAAGCUCAUAAGUGCGCUCUUGCAGGAGAAGAAGGGACGCGAAGAGUUGGACACCGCAAACGCGAUGAAUGUGCAAAAUGGAGUAAGUGUUGCAGACGUCACGGACUCAGCCGAUCCGAACGCCAAAGCGCAUAAAAUGGCGCGAGUUAAGCCGACCACCUCUUACAGCGCAGCGUGCCAAGCCAAAAUAUAUGAAUUUAAGAAACAGAAAAAAUCAGAUGACAAUAACGAAGUGGACAGUGGCACGAAGUCAUGUGUAAAUAAAAAGAAGGAUGGCAAGGACGAGGAUGGAGUGAACUUUUGUGCAAGUGAGUUCUCUAGGUACCACCAGAACGUGGGGAGGGAGUGCUCCAUGUAUUACCACAAGGCAAAUCCGAACAGUGCCCAUGCAGACUUCGGAGGAUCAGACGCCUAUGUCGGGGUAGAGGACGCGAGUGAGGAUAAGGGUAUUCCCUGCGGACUCACCUCCAACGAAACGCUGCUGAAUGAUCCGCCGCCAGAUAAGCCUGGCAACUACACAAACACGACUACCCUCCUUUGGGACGACGAACUCGUAGGAGAAAACCAGUUUAACGUAACCAGUGGGCAGCCCGUAAGAAAGAGCACAAGGCUCAAGUCUGCGCUGCUACCGAGAGAGGCAGUAGCGGCGCGCUCCUCGCCAGGCGAGGAGGGCCACACGUCGCUGACGGGGGGCAGCACGAGCAGCAGUGCGCAUGUUAGUGCCAACGCCAAAAUGACCACCUCGGCCACACUGCUCGCCAAACCCUUCCCCUGCCUCAAGGAUACUAUCAUGAAGAGCGCCAAGUCGACAGCAUGCAGAAAGUACGCGAAGAUAGCAAGUAGCGGGCCCAAAAUAUGUACCCUCAAGGGAUCCACCAGUGAACAUCAGAAGGGAGAGAUCACCGUGGGGAAAACUCCAAGUGAGCUGUCCGUUGGAAAACACAAAAUCCAACAAGGUAGUAGGAUAUCCCGUGCUAAGAAUGUGAUUAAUUCGAAGGACAGAUUUGUUAGUGCACAGGAGAAGGGACUCUUAACAGGGCAAGAUAGGGGACACGAAACUGACAGAGCUACUACAAAGGGGGACAUGGCGCCCCUUGGAGGAUGCGUGGGUGCAGAAGAGACACUGCACUUGAAGGAGGGCGAGGAUUAUCGCAACGUACACCCAGGGGAAAAAUACGAAGAAAAAGAAAUGCGAGAAGAAAGGAGAAAGGAAUUUACCCGACAAGACAGAACUCACAGCAGCAUGUGCGAGGAGGGUGGCAGAAAAACGUUUACAUUGUCAUUGCUAAAAAAUCACCAAUGUAAAAAAAUAAAGCUACCGUAUUACUGCAUCAAAAUUUUGCAAGGUCAUAAGGAUGAGGUGUGGUACGUGAAUGUGUCGAGGAAUGGAAAGUACAUUGCGUCGGCAAGCAAAGACAAGAGCAUAAUUCUUUGGAAGGGACUUUACCCAUUUAACAAGCUAAGGGAAUGGAAUGGUCAUUUGGACGGAGUGAGUUACGUCAUUUGGAGUCACAACAGUAAGUACCUAGUGUCUGGUUCGAACGAUUCUAACAUUAUCAUUUGGAGUCCAAAAAGUAAUAAGAAGAAAUUAAGCCUGACAAUGCACAAUGGGCCUAUCACAUCGAUUUACUGGUCCAAGGAUGACUCUACAAUCAUAUCAUCUGCCUUCGACAAAAAAAUAUAUUGCACAAAGUUGAACAGAGAAUUGAAGGGCUUUUCCGUCCUGUACGUGUGGUCGUUUAGCACAAGGAUACAGAAUUUUGUUUUCACGAACAAUGAAAAGUACUUAAUUGCAGUUCCAUCUGAUAAAAACGUACGGGUGAUUGAUUUUGCUAUAAAAAAAGAGUUAUACAUUUUGCCUGAAUAUGAUACUAUCACAUCUGUGUGUGCUUCCAGUUUGUAUAAUCAUAUCCUGGUAAACAUAGCCGACCAGAGACCCACUGUGAAAUUGUGGGAUGUGAAGCACAGGUACAUUAUUCAGACCUAUCGAGGACACAAGCAAGGGAGGUUCAUCGUGCACUCCACCUUUGGGGGUAAGAAGGAGGAUUAUGUUAUUAGCGGCAGUGAGGACAGCUUAAUAUAUAUUUGGCACAAAACCAAGGGUUUUCUUCUGGACGUGAUAAAUGGGCACGCGUCCACCGUGAGCAUUGCUAUAUGGCCGCUGGCGAGCUCCAAGUUCCCCUACAUGGUGUCUGCCUCGGAUGACCACACCAUCAUGGUUUGGAACGUGCACCCGAAGGCGACGACUAUCCGCAGGGAUUCCCGAAGGCGCCGGAAAAAGUUCGUCCACCCCUUCCUGCGCGAGCUCAGCAAGUUGCGCCCGAUCCUGCGGUGA
Plasmodium fragile is the source of this 3738-nucleotide messenger RNA. RefSeq lists its product as uncharacterized. Gene Ontology annotation, molecular function: protein binding. The transcript has a single exon. The record is from RefSeq and is a predicted model, not a curated record. The coding region runs from base 1 to 3738 and encodes 1245 amino acids. Lineage: Eukaryota; Apicomplexa; Aconoidasida; Haemosporida; Plasmodiidae.